AGGAUUAAGUAAGGAAUCUUGGAAAUAAUGCAGGUCAGCUUUUGUGCGUUAGUAGCCUGGUCAUCCAACGUUACCCCUUAUAUUAACUAGAUGCUUGGGCGCCGCGGGUAUAAAUAUGUAAGAUCACGCCGUAGGCCUAUUCGUGAACGGAUUUUGAAUGACAACUGGUGCUACACUCUCUCAACUUAGUGUCGCACGUGUCUGACUCGGCCCCACGUGAAAUGCAACACCUACCCUGUUGCCACCCCGUGCCAGCUGUGAACUGUUGCUACCCGUUUAGUGUUGUAGCUUUCUGCCGAUUCCAGACAGCACACGCGGCGAAGUUUCCCUGAUUUCGCAUUGGUUAUACUUCAGAAUGUAGAGGCUGUGAAUAGACUGGAUUUGACUGCAUGUUCCUCGAAGCCUGACACUCCUCUUCAAUGGCUGCUGUUGGCUCCACCACUGUGCCUGAGGGGUUCCACUAUGAGACCAAGUUCGUUGUUCUCAACUACUUGGGCCUGCUCCCACCUGCCAGGUCUCAGGGAAUGCAUGGCCCUGCUGCUGAAGAGUGGAACAGGGCAAUGAAGACGGAGAUUGAGGCGGAACUCGGACGGCUGAAGGAGGAGAUCACUGCGUCGGCCUCCAGCACGGGGUUCGACUGCGACACGUCCCCGGUGUUCAGCCCCGCCGACCCGGAGAGCUCCAUAGAGGACUGCCUGGCGUCCCUGGGGGACCGUGUGGCCCGAGACCUGGAGACGCACCUGAGCUCCGCCCUCCAGACCCUCCUCGCCGCCCCCCUGGAUUACGAGCGUUUCCGUGACGCCGUGCUGGAGGUAUCCUCUCACUCCCAGGGGGGCUGGAAUAAGGUGCUUGUGCCUUUAGUGCUGCUGCAGGCUCUGCAGGGGGAGGGCCAGUCCCUGGGCACUCUGCUUCCCCUGGGAGUGCGCUACCUGGAGGAGACCGAAGCCGACUACAUUAUCCAGCAGGGCGGCUGGGGUACAGUGUUCAGCCUGGAGGAAGAGGACGACGCGGGCGUGGUCAUAGCGGAGGACAGUAACGACAUCUACAUCCUGUCGGGGGAGCAGCCGGAGCAGCUGAGCCCGCCGGCGUCGCUGCUGGGCGUGGGAGACAGCAGCGGGCCCGGGUCCUGGCAGACGGAGAGCCUGCCCGUGUCUCUGGGGGGCCACGAGUCCUGGGCGCAGGUCAUGGACCCCGAGGACGCCAAGAGCCUGGACAGCAGCGACGGCGCGGCGCUGGCGGAGGAGCGCAGCGAGAACAACUCCUCCAACUCGGACAUCGUGCACGUGGAGCGGGAGGAGGCCGAGCUGCAGGAGAGCGUCCUGAGCGUGCUCGGCAGCGAGAGCGAGCUGGCCGAGCUGAGGGCCGAGCUGAGGGCCGAGGCCUCCCCGCCCCCUGACCUCGUCCCCGAGGCCCCGGAACCACCGGCGCCCUUGGAAGAGCCCGCCCUGCGGGAGGCUCCAGCCCACGCCUCACUGGGAGCCAAAAUGGAGCCCCCGGCCCCCGCCGCUCUGGAGUCUGAGCCCGAGCCCAAGCCCGAGCCCCCUGCCUCUGUCCCUGUAGAGGCCCCAGAAGCCUGCGAGGCCCCGCCCCCCAGCCUGGCGCAAGCCCCGCCCCCACAGCCUGAGCCUGAGCCUGAGCCGGAGCCCGUCGUGGUUCCACCAGAGCAAGAACCACCCCUAGCAGAGCCCCAGCCAAUCGUGGAAGAGCCCACCCCUGCACCUCUGGCCACGCCCCCUGUGGAGGAGCCCCCCGUCGCUCCGCCCGAGGAGGCCCCAGUGCAGACAGAGCCCACGCCUCCUGAGUCUCCCCCACCCUCUGAGCUCCCCGUGCUGCUCUACGGUGGCGCCGCCCUGGUGGCCAUCGCCGCAGUGGUGGCGUACGGAGCCAUGGCCUACAGGAGGAAAUAGGAGCCCCCCCGUCACCUCUGCCCCCCACCCCCGUCCCUACCCCAACCCCGGCACACCGCAGGUUAUCCAGGCUGCUGAGCAGACGUGUGUGCACUCUCCCUCUCUCUCUCAUUCCUUUUGUUUUCUCUCAGCUCGUGAGGGCCUUUUUUUCCCUCUGAAACACAUCACUCCUACAACCCUGUCUGUGUGGAAAGGAGCAUUUUAGUGUUCGUCUCAGUUUCUGUCAAGUGCUUCUGAUCUGAAUGCGUAUCGGUGAAUUGGUCUGCAUCCUCUCCUGCCUGUAGGCUGGGGGUGGGGGUCUGUCUUGAGUUUUCUAGAGCUCUUUUGGGAGGGGGGUGGGCAAUGAGGGAGCCGUAGUUGGAGACAGGGGCUAACUGGGGUGAGUUUUGUUCAGUACAGUCACCUUUCAAAUUCCGGUGCAGUCACAACAGGCUUUUAACUCAUGGCACAAAAGACACAAAUAAUAGUGGCCAUCUGAUUGGAGCAUAGAUGGCCAUGCUUGUGUGUUUAUCAGUUUUGUCUGACCUUCCAUCUGGCUCCUGCACAGCAGUCCAGCUUAACUGCUAUCUUGUGUUACAAACUGGGGGUCACAAGCACACGCCCCUGCCCCUCAAAACCGCACAAACUCUAUCUCCUGCACGGAGCCCCCUUUCACUGGUGAGGGCAGGAAGUGGUUUUGACUGGAAAAACGGUCUGGCCAGCGGUUCAGUGUUCAGCAGGCCUGCAUGCCUUGCACACCAAAAGGCGAUUUAACACCAUUUGACAUCAUUUCAAUUUUUUAUAUAUAUAUAACUCAUUCCAUUGUUAGUGGUGUCUUCCACACCUUAUGGAUUUUUUUCCCCUUCUAUGCAAUUGCCUGGCUUGGUUGAUGAUUAUUCAGAUUUUUGUAUUACAGGGUUAAAAAUUCAGUAGCCUCACAGGCUACACUAUAAACCCACCCCAAAAUUGCACAAGCUAGGCAAUUCUUGCAUGGAAAUGUAUUCACAGCUAUCAAAGGAUUUGCCACUGGUGAGCUUUAGUGUUGUCAGGGUAUAGUACUGUUGUCAUGACAAAAUGACUGGUUUGGGGGCCAUAGUUUUUGGGGUACUUUGAUAUGGUCAGUAAUCUUAGUUCAGCCUACACUGAACUGCAGGAUGCUCCAGUCUAGUUUUAACUGUGAAAAUGUUUGUGUAGACCAUAACUGCUUCUUCCUUUUUUUCCCCUUAUUUUGAGAAUUUAUCACAAAUUUUCUGUCUACAUUGUAAUGCGUUUAAGGUUGUUCCUAUUAAUGGACUUAACUGAACUGAUUUGAGAUGACUCAUGAGGAUUGUGUAGAAAAAUUAGAAACAACAGGAGUCUGACUUUGUUUCAGUUUGAAUUUAAAUUGAGUAUUUUAUUCCAAAGAGCUCUGCUCUCUCCAGAUUAAAUGAUCGCCAAGAAAUGAAGUGCGAUUUGAGGUGUGCUUGCCUUCAUAGACGUUUAUCUUCACAGGAUUGGAUUCCUUUCGAAGUUCAGGCUGGCCAGAUAGGCACCUGAAUGAAUACGUCAGUUGUAGCAAUCAGGGCAGCGCCAAAGGCCUGUAUGACCAAAUCCUUUGUGCUCUCUCACACCUCUCGUUGAUCCCACAGCUUUAUUACACAACCGCUGCUAUGCUUUUACGCAGCCCUGGCCUUCCUUUCACAAGUUCUUUACUUUCAGUUGGUGUCACAAGUCACUCUAGUUCUGGCCUGGGUGUUGGCCUUCUGUUGAAAAGCUGACGAUUAAACCAUUUCAUUGUGAAUUUUUUCAUUAUUGUAAUGGUUUAUAAAUGCUGAGCGUCGAUGUUGAGACUGCACCGCCGAGAAAAUUCAAAGCCAGAAAACUGGGACAUUUCAUCACUUGUUUCUUUUAACGGGGCUCUCGUCCCAGCCAUCUGCGUGACUGAGCUGUGAGCUGUGAUUGGCUGGAGUGUAAUUGCAAAGCAGCCUGGAGAAAAUUGGCCCAGAUUUCCUCUUGCAAUUGCUCCGAACAGCAUUGCUUGCACUGCUGUGGACACCGGUGUGAAGAAUCUUUAGGGUUUCACUUGCGCUACUGUGUCUCAAGAUGAUGGAGCACUUUCUCUCAGCUUAGUCUUGCCGUCUUCAGGGGGUGACAUACCAACACUUUUUUUGGGGGGGAGGGGGGGUGGCACGGUCGUAAAAUGGUGAGUGAGUGAGUUUCACUAUACCAGUCAAUGUGUAACUUUGAAGCGAGUUGAGAAUAAAUCAUCCAAAGGGUCAUGAUUGACCCUUGUGUAUUAGCGUGUGCGUGUUUGUGUGAAAAUAUGGCCACGGCAGUCAGCAGUCAUUGCUGUACAGCGCUGAACCAUCAGUGCUAGACCUGGCCAACUUUCUAUGGCCUCUCGAAACCUUGCCUGGUUCUUUAUUGAAUGCAGUAGCCCAUCCAGCACUGUCAAUCUACUGCAAACCCAUAGCAUGUCAUGCUGGGACUUGUACAUCUAAGUGUAUCCGGAGCGGGUCUUUGCUACAGUUAACCCUGCUCGUGUUCCCACUGCAUUUACUACAGUAGAACUGCAAACCAGGUCCACUCCCCAUCUUCAGUGUCAGAUUGUCUCUCGUCCACCAAAAACUGAUGGGAGACCACAAAACCUGAUCCAUAAAGAAAUGUGAAUGCCAGCACUGCCAUAGACAAUCAAUAAAAGCAACACGGUUCCCUUGAAGGGGAAAAAAGGAAUAUUCUUGGCGAAGCAAAAAAAACAACACUUGGCAACUCGGAUAUUUUUUUAUGUCUGUUCUUCAGACCAGCUCUGCAUUGUCUUGUGCAAUGAGAAUUAAAGAAAAUGUGCAUAUGAUGCCUCAGGUGUCAGGUUAAAGAAAAGCUAUAUAUUUUUUUCUUUUUACAAGAUAGUCACUACGGAGAACGUUGGCUAACCUUCGGAAAGUGAAUGAAACUGUGAACGUUGUAAUUGUGUAGCACUGGCCCUCACGCGAGCCCUUGUAGUCUGUCGAGUGAGGAUCUCUCUACUCCUGCUUAAUACAGCUGGGCCCUUUCAGGCUCACCAGUGCUGUGGAAGGUUAAAGUGGAGCUCAUACUACUGUGGCAUUGUUGGUACUGUCGGUGCAAAACGCUCAAACCUGCUGGCUGUGGAUGCACAGGCUGUUCGCCCGUCUGAACUGGACGCACAAUGACACACGCAUACACACACAGUCUGCUGUAUAGCCCGGUGCCUGGAAGCCCAGUGUACUGUACCUGAAGGCUUAUGAAUAAAUUCCAGAGCAGGGUACGUCGUCAUAGAGAACGGGAACCGGCGUUUGGACACUUCUGAUAUAUGGAAAUGUAAAAAGGAUGCUGUCGUGUGCGCACGUGUUAUGAGUUGGAAUGCUUAAGAUUCUCGAUCCUUACUUUUGGAAACCUAAUGGAAUGUGUCUUUUCAAAUCGGAAGUUUGGAAAAGAACAGUAUGGAUGUAAAAGCCCUAGCUUUGCACUUUGUACUGAGUUUCCUAAGUGUACAGUUCAAAACAAGGAAGUAAUAAAAAUCUUUAAACCCCGUG
Messenger RNA from Anguilla anguilla (European eel), 5416 nucleotides. RefSeq names its product BCL2 like 13 (gene bcl2l13). Lineage: Eukaryota; Metazoa; Chordata; Actinopteri; Anguilliformes; Anguillidae. The record is from RefSeq and is a predicted model, not a curated record. The transcript has 7 exons. Gene Ontology annotation, cellular component: mitochondrion. Gene Ontology annotation, biological process: regulation of apoptotic process; apoptotic process. The coding region runs from base 420 to 1907 and encodes 495 amino acids.